Molecule: messenger RNA, 2376 nt
Organism: Chaetomium fimeti
Lineage: Eukaryota; Fungi; Ascomycota; Sordariomycetes; Sordariales; Chaetomiaceae
Exons: 3
Coding region: 1-2376 (791 amino acids)
Biological process (GO): monosaccharide transmembrane transport
Cellular component (GO): membrane
Molecular function (GO): hexose transmembrane transporter activity; oxidoreductase activity
Source: RefSeq, a predicted model, not a curated record
AUGUCCUCUUUCACAGCAUCCAAGAUCCUCAUUUUUGGUGGCACGGGAACCAUCGGGCGCUACAUUACGACAGCCCUCCUCCGCAACAAAUCCGCCUUCCAACAGCUGUCCCUCUUCACAUCGCCCAACAGCGCCAAAGAGAAGGCCCAGCAGCUGGACAAGUGGAAGUCGGAGGGUCUCCAGAUCAUUGUUGGCGACCUCACGUCCGAGGAUGAUGUCAAAGCCGCGUACAAUGGCAUUGACACUGUCAUCUCGGCGGUAGGCAGAGGCGGCCUCCAGCACCAGAUCAACCUCCUCAGGCUGGCCGAGGCCUCGGAGACUGUCCAGUGGUUCCUCCCAUCCGAGUUUGGCACCGACAUCGAGCACAACGAGAAGAGCCCAAACGAGCCCACUCAUCAGCUCAAGCUGCAAGUGCGCAAGUAUAUCCGCGAGAACCUGAAGCGGGUCAAGGUCACGUACGUGGUGACUGGUCCUUACUUCGAUAUGUGGGUGGACGCCGCCCCUGGUCUUGAAUUCGCCGGCGGGUUUGUCCCUGGGAAGAAGCAUGCGCACUUGAUCGAGGAUGGCAACGGAAAGGUCGGGUUUUGCACAAUGCCGGAUGUUGGCAAGUUCGUGGCCGCCACCCUGAAAUCGCCCGAUGCGUCUAUCGGCAAGGCACUCAAAGUGCAGAGUUUCGUCGUCACACCCACCGAUGUCCUGGCCGAGUAUGAACAACAAACCGGCGGCAAAUGGGGGGCCACCCUGACACCACUCGACGAGAUCAGAAAGGCCGAAGCCAAGUUAUGGGAGGAGGGAAAUCCCCGAGCGACGCUUGUCACGCUGCGGCGGAUCUGGGCUGAGGGAGGCACCUUGUAUGCCCAGAAUGAUAACGACGUCGUUGCGUCUCACCUCGAGGAACUCGACUCCCUUGCAGCGGCGGCCGAACUAAACGCACCCCAAGAUGUCAUCACUUGCCAAACGAAGUCCGUCACGGUGUCGCUCAGAGAGAAUCUGAUGUCACUCGUUUCCAGCUCUAGCACGAGCUCAACCGCACCUGCCGACUGUAUCCCCAUGACCGCGGCGUCCUUCGCCGCCAUCUCGGCCGUAUUCACAGUCGGUGGCCUUGUCGGGGCGCUGGCUGCUGGCCCAUUUACAUCGCGCCGUGGCCGCUGGCUCUCGAUGCAGGCGACGGCCGUGUUCUACCUCCUCGGAUCGACCAUCGAGACAUUCGCCGCGUCGGUUCCCGUCAUGAUAAUCGCCCGUUUCCUCACAGGAAUCGGUGCCGGCGCUAGCACGGUUAUCGUGCCGCUGUACAUCAGUGAGGUGGCUCCGCCUACGAAGCGUGGCUUUUUCGGCGCCUUCACCCAGAUCAGCAUCAACGUCGGUAUCCUGUUUACCCAGACCUUGGGCUACUUCAUGAGUCACGACAGUGCCUGGCGGUGGAUCUUCGGCACCGGUGUUAUCGUUGCGGUUGCGCAAGCCCUCGGCCUGUUGAUUGUUCCCGAAAGCCCGUCCUGGACGGCGAAUGUGAAGGGUGACGUUGGCCGUGCCCGCCGCACGCUGCAGCGAAUUCGGGGCAAGAACAACAAUAUCGACGAGGAAGUGGAGGCCUGGGGGGCGGGUGACGGAAAACCGCCUGAUGAACGAGAGCGGUUGCUGGCCGCGGAGGAGGCGGAGUCGGUCGAGGCUGGCGCCGGGCUACUGUCGCCGUCAUCCCCCGGUUCACGGUCACCGAAGGCGCACCUGGGCUUUGUGCAAGUCGUACGUGACCCGUUGUAUCGGCCGGCGAUUAUUGCCGUGGUGGGUAUCAUGUUCGCCCAACAGCUGUGCGGCAUCAACUCCAUCAUCAUGUACUCUGUUUCGCUUCUUAACGACCUCCUCCCGGUGAGCUCGGCGCUCCUGACCAUCAUGAUCUCGGUUAUCAACCUGGGUACGACCAUGGCCGCGUCUCCGCUCCCGGACCGGCUCGGCCGCAAGACUUGUCUUUUGAUCUCCGUCAUCGGCCAAGGCUCGAGCUCCUUAGCCCUCGCCCUCUCUAUCAGGUUUGGAUUGAAGAUUAUGUCGGCAGUUGCAGUUCUCCUAUUUGUUGCUUUCUUCGCGAUUGGUCUUGGGCCCGUGCCGUUCAUCAUGGCCUCGGAGCUGGUCGGUCCUGAAGCUGUUGGCGCUACGCAGUCUUGGGCACUGGGAGCGAACUACAUUGCGACCUUCAUCGUUGCAUACCUGUUCCCCAUCGUCAAUCAAGCUUUGAACGAUGCCCUGGGUGGUGCCGGAUGGGCUUACUUCAUCUUUGCAGGUUUCGCCCUUCUGUGUGCGGCCUUUAUUGGGAAAAGCGUGCCUGAGACGAAGGGGAAGAGGGAUGCCGAUGAGGUUUGGGGCCGGACAAGACGCACCGACUGA